This is a messenger RNA of Cordyceps fumosorosea ARSEF 2679, 1116 nucleotides long. Its product is annotated as Tetratricopeptide-like helical. The record is from RefSeq and is a predicted model, not a curated record. The coding region runs from base 1 to 1116 and encodes 371 amino acids. Gene Ontology annotation, molecular function: protein binding. The transcript has a single exon. Lineage: Eukaryota; Fungi; Ascomycota; Sordariomycetes; Hypocreales; Cordycipitaceae.
AUGCUAGAAAAUGAAGCCAAAGCUCAAUUUUAUGGUUGCAGAAGCCCAGUGCCACUCCUUCAGAUCUCGCGUCGAAAAUGGCAUCCCCCGGUGCUGAUCGGCCCGCCGAGGGCGCUGAACAAUGGUGCAGCCAUCGACGAGCUCCAUUCCACCGUUUUCGGGAAGACUGGUCGUAUAUUCGGGCAUGGGCAUUGGAACACAGUCAAUGCAAGGCUCGAGUACGGGCAGCUGCUGCGCGGCAAGAAGCGCUACGAGCAGGCUGAGUCGCUGUACAGGACUUUCAUCGACGAGAUGGACCGGGAUGGCGGGCCGGAGUCGGUGGCGGUGCUCUGCAUCUUCAACGCGCUCGGUACGGUGUACGCAAAACGCCAGAAGCUGAAGGAGGCGGAGGCUAUCCUCGUUCGCGCCGUGGCCGGCUUCCGCACACAGAGUGGUGAUAGGGACGAGAGAACGCUGACCGCAGCAUUCAACCUCGGUGGUGUGUACCAGGAUCGCGAAAAGCUCUGCUGUGCGAUCAGCAUGUACCACGGGGCCGCGUACGUUUUUAAAGACGUGAUGGGCAUCUCUGACAAAACAACGAUCGCGGCCUUUACGUCGCUCGCGGCAUUGUGCUCUGCUGGCCGCGCCCUGCCGGAGGCGGAGGAGGCGUACAACCUCGCACUGCGGGGGCUGGAAGAGGCUGCAAGACAGAGUUCUAUGGACGAUCUCAUCCUGAAACUUGACCUGGGCGUUUUAUAUCGUGAUGUUGGAAGACUAGGGGCUGCAGAGAAGCUCACACGCGAGGUCUAUCAAGGGCUCAAGGAUGCUCGUUCCGGCCAUGCGGCCGCCGCGCUCACCUGCCUCGGCACCGUGUACGCGCGCCAGGGACGAGCCGCGGAAGCGGAGACGAGUUUAUCCGAUGCUCUCAAAGAUUUCGCUACAUGCGAGACCGAGUACUCUGCGACGGCGUACGCAGCCUCUUUCAGCCUCGAUAAUCUUCUCCGCAGCCAUCGCCGGCUGGCGGAGGCUGAAGCGAUGUACCAGCGGGCCUGGAGCAGCGCACGGUCGGUCGGAGGGCUGCAACACGCCACAUCUUGUACGGUGGCCGACGCUUUGAGCUCUUUGUAUAAGGAAUAG